AUGGCCGCGCUCGGCCACCCUGCAGCCUUCGGCCGGGUCACCCACGCGGUGGUGCGGAAGCCGCCCGAGUCCCUCGGCCAGCACGCGCUCAGGCGCACCAAGGGCGACGAGGUGGAUUUCGCCCGCGCCGAGCGGCAGCACCAGCUCUACGUGGGCGUGCUGGGCAGUAAGCUGGGGCUGCAGGUGAUGGAGCUGCCGGCCGACGAGAGCCUCCCGGACUGCGUGUUCGUGGAGGACGUGGCCGUGGUGUGCGAGGAGACGGCCCUCAUCACCCGGCCCGGGGCGCCGAGCCGGAGGAAGGAGGUUGACAUGAUGAAAGAAGCCUUAGAAAAACUCCAGCUCAAUAUAGUAGAGAUGAAAGAUGAAAAUGCAACCUUAGAUGGUGGAGAUGUCUUAUUCACAGGCAGAGAAUUUUUUGUGGGCCUAUCCAAAAGGACAAACCAACGAGGUGCUGAAAUCUUGGCUGAUACUUUCAAGGACUAUGCGGUUUCCACAGUCCCGGUAAUUGAUGCUUUGCAUUUGAAGAGUUUCUGCAGCAUGGCUGGGCCUAACCUAAUCGCAAUUGGAUCCAGUGAAUCUGCGCAGAAGGCCCUUAAGAUCAUGCAACAGAUGAGUGACCACCGCUAUGACAAACUCACCGUGCCUGAUGACAUGGCCGCAAACUGUUUAUAUCUAAAUAUCCCCAGCAAAGGCCAUGUCUUGCUGCACCGAACCCCAGAAGAGUAUCCAGAAAGUGCAAAGGUGUAUGAAAAGCUGAAGGACCAUAUGCUCAUCCCUGUGAGCCAUUCUGAAUUGGAAAAGGUGGACGGGCUGCUCACGUGCUGCUCCAUUUUAAUUAACAAGAAGGUGGGCUCCUGAGUUGCAGUCCCUCCCUCGGAGCUGGCAAUACUGCACUCACGAGGCCCAUAACUCUCCCCAUUCCCGUUGUUUUCAUUGACAAUCUACUGUGCCACUGUGCUACUAACUGGUUUACAAAAGUUUAAUUCUAAGUUUAAUCACUUCAUUCUGCACACUCCCCUUGAGGUGGUACCUAAGUUAUGGAUUUGCUAAAUGAAUUAAGCAAUCUAGAAAAUAUAGAGCUAAUGAAUUGCUGAAAUGUGAUUAAUAAUAGUAAGGAAACACUCAUGUUUGUCUUAUCAGUGUAAAGAUUGUUUAUUUGCCAGUAUGUUCUGAGAAGUGACUUCUUGAUCAGUCAGAUAAGCUGCAUUUUUUUUCUAUCAUUAAUCAUCUUGGUUCCUAUGAAAUUCCCCAAUCAUGGAUCCUAUUUUAUUCCCUCUUUUUUUUUCCUUUUGAACCCUGGGAAGCUUUCCCCCAGUAACUUUCUUUGUCUUUUCCACCUCUGUACAGUCACCUUACAUAAGAUCUGGAGUCUUGCCCCCCAGGACACCUUCCUGCGUGCCCAGCCUGUCAGCCAUGGUCUCCUCUGUCUUCAGGCUUUGUCUUACCAAGCCCACUCUUCCUAAGAGAGCCAAACGGGCCCCUCAGCAGAACCAGAACUAAAAUCAGAGCAGCUGUUUGGGGAGAGUUACACACACAGAGGCAUAUCCUGAUAGGGUUUGCCCCAGAUAUCUAAAUUCCAGAAGUAUAUCACCACACCUAGGAAGGUAAAAUUGGCAAGAGGUGGUUGCUAGGGGACUAUGGAUCAAGAAGCUUAGAAACAGCCCAUGGGUACAACUUCUUAGAAAGUCUUCAAGUCACAUUCCAUGAAUUUUUGCUUCAUUACUGGUCAUAUACAGAACUUGGAAAACAGCCUUAUUUGUUCCUUCAGCUUCAUUUCUUAAAAAAAAAAAAAAGACAUCACAUCUAAAAUUGAUGAUUGAUGAUGGUCUGGUGCCAGCCAGAUGGAGCAUAGUCCAGAAAUGAUCAGUUCAGUGAUGGAAACUAAUCAUAGACAAUGGUUUGAAAUAUCCAUGAAUACUUUCUAUGGAAUUCAAUGAAAAUAUCUAGUCUUCAUAUUACACAAACUUAAACUGACACUUGUCCCUUACAAAGAACAAUGCAGCAAGGAAGGGAAAAGCCAUUGUCUUUUACUUACACUUGAAAGAAUCAGCCUCUCCACAGAGAAAUGGCAUUUUCCAAGGAAUGAUGACUGAUCUAUGCAUGUUAUCAAACUUCCUAGUCAUUCCACCAUUCCUGGAUUGCCUGUGGCUUGUUUAAGAUUGAGAAUCAGGAUUAAGAAAUAGUACUUCAAGUCUUGCUCUGCCAACCCGUGUGUUUCUGAGCUAGCAUUCAUGUUUGGUGACCAAGAGAGAAUUACCUUCAUUCACUUCCUCUCCCUCUCAGCAAUUGGAGGUGACAAGCCUCUGAGAAAACCAAGACAUAAUUAACCACUAUCUGUCUUUUUCAUUCAUUUAAUGACUUUUGCCAGAAUUGGAAGAAAUUCCUUCUCUUCCUUUUCCUCUUUGUUGCUUCAUUUUGAAAGACAUGUCAUGUGCAAAUAUCUAAUUAUUUACAUCCUAUGAGUGACCCAUAUCUUGGUCACUGUUAGAUUUUGCACUGCCCUAUCAUGAUGAGUAAUAUGUUUUCAACAAUGAAAGAAUGUUACCCACAUGCCUAAGUUAAUGAAGAAAAAUUGUCCCUGAGUGGUUGUAGUUGCCUUUUGUGUUCUGGCACUAUGCUGGAAAAAGCAGAAAUUCUCCCUCUGAGAGUUUAACAUUUCAAAAAAAGAAAAAGAAAACUAACAGAAUUAGCCAGUUUAGGUUUAAUAGUAAAGCCAAUUGGCAUAUAAUUUUCAAUAUCUUUAGUUCUGUCAUCCUAAAUUAACUGUUUUUCAUUAUGUUUAGUUAAUUACAAGUGAAUUGAUUUUUCUUUUGUACAAUUUGGGCUACAGAAGACUGCUUUUCACUUUUUUCUUUCCUUUGCUCUUUUCCCUCUUUGUCUCAAGAAAUCACGUCAUUUAUAUGUGUCUCUUCUACAGUAACUGCUUUGUCACCUACUAUGCUGGCUUCUUUGGACUCCCUGUGAUAAUGAUGAUGUGGAAGUCUAAAUAUUCACAGCAUAGUAGUAUUACUUCUUUGAUGUUCUCAUCAACAUAAUGUCAUCUUUGAAGAAGAAAGAUAAUCCAUUAUUUAGGCCCCGUCCUUGUCUCGUGAUUUAUAAGGAUAGAUAAACUAACAGAAGCUGCUUUAUGAAGUUAUAAAGACAUUAGGAAUUGUAUUUAAGUAAGUAAAAGUUAAGUCAGAAUUAGUUGGUCAGUAGGAAUCAAUUGAAUAAGAACAAUAUAGAGAAGAUACAUUAUUUAACAUUAUUUCUCAAACUAUGGUGGAUUGCUAUAGAAAUCAGCAGGCAGAUAUCUCUGUGUAUUGACUGCUCUUUUAAGCCACUGUGAACAGGUUUCUAUGGCUGUCUCUUUAUCUCUAAGGGAAAAUAGUCUAUAGAUGAAUAAUGUGACUUAUAUAGAGUUGCAUGUUAGUCUUUGUAAUUUUUCACUCUAUAACAUUCUACAGAACAGACAUGAUUCCAACAUGCCGUGAGAGUUGUACAUUUUGCAUCUUGUUGCAGCCAGUGUGUGGUUAUCCACUCUGUGUGCCAAAACCAGUAAUGCCUUUGAUGGCUCUUUAGUCCAGAGAAGUUCUGCACUGAUUUUAGUCUCUUGCUGUCCCAAUCCUACAAGUAUACCAAUCACGAUGGAAUAAAGUGUGAGUUGUACUGUGAUCAAUAGUGUAUGCCUCAUUCUUGCUGUAGUGAGCCAAGUCACCCUUUCCUUGCUGUCAGUGAUGGGACAAUGUCUCCCUUGUCCUACUAGCUACGGAAUUAGAAAAACUGCACUUGCAAUAUAUGGCCUUACGUGCCUAUUGAGCCCUUGAAAUGUGGCUACUGUGUCUGAGGAACUGUUUACUUUCAAUUCAAUAAAAUUUAAAGGGCCAUCUGUGAAUAGUGGCUGCCAGAUGAGAGCACGGCUCUAUACAAAGUUUUGGUAAGGAAUGGAGACUUCCCAGAUUGCAUACUGUCCUUUCAAUCAAACAUUUAACAAACAAAAAUGUAUUGACUAUGUAACAGGAAAGUUUUCAAGAGCUUAUAAUCAAGAGAGGUA
This is a messenger RNA of Talpa occidentalis (Iberian mole), 4033 nucleotides long. It is a transcript of the gene DDAH1, whose product is annotated as dimethylarginine dimethylaminohydrolase 1. Lineage: Eukaryota; Metazoa; Chordata; Mammalia; Eulipotyphla; Talpidae. Gene Ontology annotation, biological process: positive regulation of nitric oxide biosynthetic process; arginine metabolic process. The transcript has 6 exons. The record is from RefSeq and is a predicted model, not a curated record. Bases 1 to 858 code for a protein of 285 amino acids. Gene Ontology annotation, molecular function: dimethylargininase activity; amino acid binding.